Messenger RNA from Aphis gossypii (cotton aphid), 3313 nucleotides. RefSeq names its product phospholipase DDHD1-like. Bases 192 to 2099 code for a protein of 635 amino acids. Gene Ontology annotation, cellular component: cytoplasm. The record is from RefSeq and is a predicted model, not a curated record. NCBI's taxonomy places the organism in Eukaryota, Metazoa, Arthropoda, Insecta, Hemiptera, Aphididae. The transcript has 12 exons. Gene Ontology annotation, molecular function: glycerophospholipase activity; metal ion binding.
UUUAAACAUUAAAAAAUCCAAACGUUCAACAUAGAUCGUUUUGAUUCAAUUAAGCUAAGUAAUAUUAUACAUUUAGUUUUAAACCGUUUUAGUAGCUGUAUCGUUGGUGCCGAAAACCGAUUUUGUACAGUUUUAUUUUUAACAAAUAAUAAAUAACCAUUCUUUUUCAUACAUUGAGUUAUGCGCCAGCAAUGAACAAUAUGGAUACCAAUCGUCUUCAAACAGAAGAACCGGCUUUGAUUUCUGAUGACACACAGGAUGAGAACAAUGUGGCAAACACUCAGACCAAUGGAACUGCAAUUACAUUUGAACCACUAAGUCCUGAAAAAGUCAGAUGGUUUUACAAGAGCGAUAACAAAAGAUGGACUAAGUUUGAUGGUUUUGAUUCAUUAAAUAUAGAGUAUAGGUACAGGGCGAAUUUUGGCAAUGAAGAAGAUGUAUCUAGUUUAAAUGGAUCUUUUAAUUAUUUUGUUGGUCUCUAUACUGUUGUUGUGAGAGGUGGUCUCUACGAAGUAGACUUAUCAAAAAAAAAGUGUACAUCUAUAUUUUGGCCUGGUGAAGAGAGUGACAUUUUUCGUGGCGUUUGGUUUUAUGAUGGAUAUGAGCCUUACGAAUAUGGUGAGGAAGUUGAGAGGGAACAUCUAAAUCUAUUCAGAGAUGAUACCAGAAAAGUUGAAAACACUGAAGACAAUGGAAAGUCAGUAUUACGAGAUGUUACUUUUAGGGACAUGCAUGUAGUAUGGUAUUCAUCUGCUGAAGUGUAUUCAUUUAAACAAAAGACUUUUAUCAAUACAAAGAUUAUGAGAAGUGUUACAAAAAAAUUAGGAACUUAUUUCCAAAAAUCUGCUGGAUACAAACUGAUCAGAUCAUACAAAACUGAUGCUAGUGAAAAAGACAAACUGAAUGAUAUAACUCAUCUAGUAUUUUUGAUUCAUGGUAUUGGUCAUAAAAUAGAUAAUAAAAAAAUAAUAAAAAACACAUCACAAUUUCGUGACUGCGUGAAAUGGAUUAAACAUAAAUAUUUCCAAGGUACUGAACAGAGAGCAGAAUUUUUUCCUGUGGAUUGGAGGUCACAGUGUAGUUUUGAUGGAGGGCUAGUUGAACAGAUAACACCAUUAAAUUUGAAAAACAUACGGCAAAUAUUAAAUUCAUCAGCUAUGGAUAUAAUGUAUUAUACUUCACCAAUAUAUGGUCGAGAAAUACAAAACAGUUUGGCAAAUGAACUGAAUAGGUUACAUUCUGAAUUUGUAGAACGACAUCCACACCAUGACUUCAAAGUGUCAAUAAUGGCACAUUCUUUAGGUAGUGUUAUUUCAUAUGAUAUUAUAACUGGAUGGGAACCAUUUAUUAAACGGAGUGACAGUAGUCCAAGAAUUCAUUUAAAUUUUGAGUUGGAGAAUUUCUUCUGUUUGGGUUCACCAUUGUCAGUAUUUUUGGCAUUACGUCAAAAUGAAAUAUUUAAAGAAAACCUAAAUUUGUUUCCAAUGUGGCUGGCCAAAAGAGUGUAUAAUAUUUACCAUCCUACAGACCCUGUUGCUUAUAGGUUUGAACCAUUAGUGGCAAAAGAUUAUUGUCGCUACAAACCUGUUGGUAUUCAGGCCUAUGGUGUCAAGUGUGAUUACUCUGAGGUUCCCUUAGAACUGAUUGGAAAUAUGGAUACUAGUUUUGAAGAGACAAAUGGAACUGAAGCCAAAGCACCAGAUGUUAAAAAAGAAAAUGAAACAUUUAGUCGUAGAAUAAGCACUUGGCUCAACAUGUCAAGUAGCAAUGACAAUAAAGCCAAUAAUUCAAAUCAGUUUGAAAAUAAUACAUAUUCACUUUCAAGAAAUAGUACACCAGUUGAAAAUUUGAAUCACCGGUUAGAUUAUAUUUUGAGAGAUAGUAUCGGAGGAUCGGCCAGUAAUUACUUGUCGAUGUUGUAUACACAUACGUCAUAUUGGUCAAAUUAUGACGUAGCUUAUUUCAUUUACACUAGGUUAUUCCCCGAACUAGAUAAAACAAUGGAAGAUUUUCUGAGACCUGAAGAGAAAAUUCCCAAUUUUGACUUACAAUUUGAACAAGGUAUUGAAGUGACUGAAGAUUUGAAACAUUCUACUUAAGGAGAAAAUUACAUCUAAAAAAAAUUUGUCAUUUAAGUCUGCAAAUUUUUUUUUUAAAUUUAUCAUAGGUACACAAUUCAUUGUUAUAUUUUUAAUCAUGUUAACAAGAAAAUAGUUAACACCAAUUAAUAUGUUCAAUGUCCAAUGAUAAAUUUUUUAUAAUUUAUUGAGUCUUAUGAUACUAUACAGGGUAAACUUCCAUUACAUUUCUUGAAAACAGUAAUUUAUUAUCCGGUAUCUUAUUUUUAUCAAUAAAUACUUUGUUCUUGUUUCGUGUUCAUGUAUAUCAUAUUUUUAAUUUAUUCAAUUUAUAUUUUGAUAUAAAUAUACUUCACUGUUCUUUAUGUUAUCUAAAGGUAAAAGAAAAGAUAACUAAAUCUCAGAUGUGAUAUUAAUUACUAAAGAUAUAAUAUAUCCUACUGAAAAAAAAACUAAAAAUUGAAUGUUAUUUGUAUAGUAAUAGUUUUAUAUUUAUAAUUAUAUAAUGUAAUGAUUAAUACAUGUACAUCUAAAUAAGUUCAUCACAGUAAUUUGAGUUUUAAAUUUAAUUUCAAAUGUAAAAUCAACAACUCUUUGUGAUACACUGUUACACCUUGUGUAUUACAUAUAUAUUUAUAAAUGAAACACAUGUUCUUAACAAUGUUGUGAUUUCUAUUGGUUAAUUAUUAUUAUUAUUAUUAUUAUUAUUAUUAUUACGUGUUAAGUAGUGUAGGUAAUAUUGUUUUAUUGUGUUUACUAGCGAGAGACCUUGAACUUUUUUCAUUUGUUUUUAUUCAACUACAUUAUACAAUUUUAAUAGGUUAUGUGUAUUGUACGCAAUAAAACAAUAUUAUAAGUUAUUUUUAUAAAAUGUAUUUAUAAUGUAAUGUUUAUACUUUACCUAGUGUUGUUUCACCAAAUUUUAUGUGCCCAUUAUUAGUCGUUUUGGAAUACUAUUUUAAUUUUAUCAAAUUGUUUUUAUCGUAGUUAAAAUGAUAAUGUUUUUAAAAGAUCGAAGUAUAGUGUUGAUUAUUUAUUGUUUGAUUACUGUGAACUAUUUUAUUAUGCUAUAUUUUAAAAUAACCUCAGGUUUCGGUUGUGAUUGUUUUAAUAUAAUAUAUGUAUUUUUUUUACAAAAUAUAUAUUAUAUUAAUACAUGAUUAAUAUGUUCUGUGAUGUUAAAAUAUUAUUAUUAUUAUUAUUACUACUACUUUAAUAUAAUAUCGUACAUUUGA